UCCUGUUAUGCUUCUUUUUUGAAGGUGAAUUAGUAGUUGAUGUUACAUGAAGCAGACAGCGAUAGCCAUGGAAUGUGCAAAAUUCCUUUCGAGGUACAUGUAAGUUGCACAUGGCACAUGACUCCCGCCGUCUAAUGCCAUGGGGGAGCCGUGCGUUCCAUGCUCUAGAAUGUGCUUGCCUCGUUUUCGUCGUUUCAUCGUCUGUCAAGCGGUCGAUGAAUGUCAUACCUUAUACCUACAGAUCUUGCUAUAGAAGUCAAGAUGCACACCGUCGUAACCAUCCCAUCAUUUCCCCGGAUUUGAACCUGAUAAGCAGCUCAACCGCCUGUAACGUAGUGUCAGUCAGCCUCAGCCCAAACAAGUUCAUUCAUUGCUUAUCCCCAUCUGUGGAGCGCAUCUGACAACAGGAAUAUGUCAGGAACAGGAUGGAUAAAAAGGAGUUACACAGCCUCAGCCACCUGACGGUUGGCCAUCCAUGACCAAUAA
This is a messenger RNA of Neurospora hispaniola, 486 nucleotides long. RefSeq lists its product as uncharacterized. The transcript has a single exon. The record is from RefSeq and is a predicted model, not a curated record. NCBI's taxonomy places the organism in Eukaryota, Fungi, Ascomycota, Sordariomycetes, Sordariales, Sordariaceae. The coding region runs from base 111 to 401 and encodes 96 amino acids.